GCUUGCCUGUGUCAGCUCCUUUCCAUAAGAGGCAACAGAAAAAACCCUAAAAGUUUAUCACUUUUGUCGAUCCCUUCCGCUCCGACAUUUGAAUCCGAUUGAACUCGAACUGGGUAUUCGAUUUCCGGCGACCUACACACAACAGCUAUCUAAAGGGUUGCUCUUGGAUUUCUGGGGAGGUGCAGAUUCCGUGUCUGUGACGGACGUGAGAAGUAAAUGGACUGGGAGGAUGAGCAAAUUCCACCUCUCCUUUCUAAGGAGCAGCCUACAAACAAAUGGGAUGAUGAGGAUGUGGAUGAUGAGGAUGUGAAGGAGUCGUGGGAGGAUGAAGAUGAACCUGCACCAGCACCGCCACCUGCUACAAAACCUCCUCCUGAAAAGGCCCCCAAGAAGCCUGUAUCAAAAGCUCCAGAAAAGAAAGGAAAAACUGUUGAGGAAGAAAAGGAAGAGCCACUAGAUCCUGUAGCUGAGAAACUCCGCCAGCAAAGGCUUGUGGAAGAAGCUGAUUUCAAGUCUACUACAGAACUUUUUGCCAAGAAGGUUGGUGAUGACAAGACCCUUGACAAUUUUAUUCCUAAGACUGAAAGCGACUUCAUGGAAUAUGCUGAGCUCAUUUCUAAUAAACUUCGGCCAUAUGAGAAAAGUUACCACUAUAUUGCUUUACUCAAGGCGGUGAUGAGACUAUCAAUGACUGCUUUGAAAGCAGCAGAUGCCAAGGAGGUUGCAUCUUCUGUCACAGCAAUUGCAAAUGAAAAACUAAAAGCAGAGAAAGAAGCUACUUCUAAAAAGAAAGUUGCCAAGAAAAAGCAGCUUCAUGUUGACAAACCAGAUGAUGAUUUGGCUGCCAAUGCUUUUGAAGAUUACGAUGAGUAUGACUUCAUGUGAUUUAUUUGGGCAAAACAAUAAUGUUCCUUUGUUUGCUAUAGGAUCCUAUAUAUCAGCUUAAAUUCAUUCAACAAUACGAUCCUACCAUUCGUUUUUGUUUUCCCAAUUUAUGGAGAGUUAGUUGUCUGGUGACCACAGCCGAAACAUGAAGUAUAAUGUCAUAUAAACCAUUAAAACUAUAAGCCUAGAAAAGUCUUUUGCAUAGAUUUGGGGUCUGAAUGUGUUAUUGAAAUUCAUUUGGUGCUUUACAUGAUGCUGAACCCUUUUUGCUGUAGUUUAUACAAUUUGCCAUUUGUUUGCGCAUUAUGAGUACAAUUCCCAAUCUUUGAAUAAAUGUUUAUAAGAAAC
Molecule: messenger RNA, 1233 nt
Organism: Rubroshorea leprosula
Lineage: Eukaryota; Viridiplantae; Streptophyta; Magnoliopsida; Malvales; Dipterocarpaceae
Source: the annotation of a GenBank genome assembly